Messenger RNA from Odocoileus virginianus texanus, 11490 nucleotides. RefSeq names its product AHNAK nucleoprotein (gene AHNAK). Gene Ontology annotation, cellular component: costamere; nucleus; cytoplasm. The record is from RefSeq and is a predicted model, not a curated record. Lineage: Eukaryota; Metazoa; Chordata; Mammalia; Artiodactyla; Cervidae. Gene Ontology annotation, biological process: regulation of RNA splicing. Gene Ontology annotation, molecular function: protein binding.
CGCCUGCAGCAGCCUCAGCACCGCAACCUCGGGCCCCGAGCCGGCUAUGGCUGUGGCCUGGGGCUGAGCGCGCAGACGGUGUGACCGAGAUUCCCAAGAGAGAGAUAUUCUGAGGAGAGAAGAGGAAGGAGGGGCGGGCUCCUGGCAAGGCAUCUGCUCCUGACCCAAGUCCUGCGAAGAUGGAGAAGGAGGAGGAGAUGACUCGGGAGCUGCUGCUGCCCAACUGGCAGGGCAGCGGCUCCCACGGGCUGACCAUCACCCAGAGGGAUGAUGGCGUCUUUGUGCAGGAGGUGAUGCAGAACUCCCCUGCGGCCCGCACUGGGGUGGUCAAGGAGGGGGACCAGAUUGUGGGUGCCACCAUCUACUUUGACAACCUGCAGUCGGGUGAGGUGACCCAACUGCUGAACACCAUGGGCCACCACACCGUGGGCCUGAAGCUGCAUCGCAAGGGGGACCGGUCCCCUGAGCCUGGCCAGACCUGGACCCAUGAGGUCUUCAGUUCCCACAGCUCCGAAGUGGUUCUGAGCGGGGAUGACGAGGAGUACCAGCGCAUCUACGCCACAAAGAUCAAGCCUCGGCUGAAGUCAGAGGCCGGAGUGGAAGGGGACGCUGGGGAGACCCAGAGCCGUACCAUCACGGUGACCAGGAGGGUCACGGCCUACACUGUGGAUGUGACAAGCCGUGAAGGUGCCAAGGACAUUGACAUCAGCAGCCCAGAGUUCAAGAUCAAGAUCCCACGGCACGAAUUGACCGAAAUCUCCACUGUGGACGUGGAGACCCAGCCCGGGAAGACAGUGAUCAGACUGCCCUCGGGCUCAGGGGCUGGGUCUCCCACCACAGGCUCCACCGUGGACAUCCGAGCAGGGUCCAUUUCCACUGCAGGCCCAGAGUUGCCAGGGGCUGGCCACUCGAAGGUCCAGGUCACCGUGCCUGGGGUAAAGGUGGGAAGCCCGGGGGUCAGUGUCAAUGCAAAGGGCUUGGACUUGGGUAGCAAAGGAGGGAUCCAGGUCCCAGGGGUGGAUGUUUUGUCCUCUCUUGGGGGCGGGGCAGUAGAGGGGCAGGGCCCAUCUCUUGAUGGGAAAAUUAAAUUUCCCACCAUGAAGGUGCCAAAAUUUGGUGUCUCAAUAGGGCCUGAGGGCCAGGCCCCCGAGGCGGGGUUGAGCGUUUCCCCCCCUGAACUCUCUGUGGGGCACAAAGGUGGCAAGCCAGGUUUGACUAUUGGUGGAAGCAUCCAGACCCCUCAGCUCGAAGUUAGUGCCCCCUCUGCCAAUAUUGAGGGGCUUGAGGGGAAGUUGAAGGGCCCCCAGAUCACUGGACCAUCCCUUGAGGGUGGCCUAAGCCUGAAAGGUGCCAAGCCACAGGGGAGUUUAGGAGUGGACAUCUCUGUGCCCCAAAUUGAGAGCAGCGUCUCUGGCUCCAGGGUAGAAGUUCAAGCUCCUAACAUUGACAUUCAUGGGCCUGGGGGCAAAGUGAAUGUGCCCAAGGUGAAGGCCCCUCAGUUCUCUGUAUCAGGUUCUAAGGGAGACAGGCCUGGCAUUGAUGUGACACUACCCACAGGUGAAGUGACGCUUCCUGGGGUCUCUGGGAAUGUCAACCUGCCUGAGGUUGCUUCUGGGGGUCUGGAAGGGAAGUUGAAGGGUCCUAAAAUCAAGGCUCCUGAAAUGAUUAUUCAGAAACCUAAAAUCUCCAUGCAGGAUGUGGAUCUGAGCCUUGGGUCCUCGAAACUGAAAGGAGACAUUAAGGUUUCUGCUCCUGGGGUGCAAGGUGAUGUUAAAGGCCCUCAAGUGGCAGUUAAAGGUGCCAAAGUAGACAUAGAGACACCCAGCCUAGAGGGAACCAUUACUGGCCCCAAACUUAGUGGUCCUUCUGGGAAAGCAGGAACCUGCAGUAUCUCUAUGGCAGACGUGGACUUGAAUGUGGCUGCACCAAAAGUGAAAGGGGGUGUUGAUGUUAUGCUUCCAAAAGUAGAGGGGAAAGUCAGUGUCCCUGAAGUUGAUGUCAAAGGCCCCAAAGUGGAUGUGAGUGCCCCAGAUGUGGAAGUUCAUGGUCCGGACUGGAAUCUGAAAAUGCCCAAGAUGAAAAUGCCCAAGUUCAGCACUCCAGGAGUCAAAGGGGAAGGGCCAGAUGUAGAUGUGAGUCUCCCCAAAGGUGAUGUCAGUAUUUCAGGGCCCAAGGUUCAUGUGGAUGCCCCAAAUGUCAAUAUCGGGGGCCUGGCAGGCAACCUUAAAGGCCCUGAUGUUCAGCUGCCUGAAGUGAGUGUCAAGACACCAAAGCUGUCCAUGCCUGAUGUGGAUUUGCAUGUGAAAGGCCCCAAAGUAAAAGGAGAGUAUGAUGUAACAGCGCCAAAACUUGAAGGAGAGCUGAAAGGCCCCAAAGUGGACAUCGAUGUCCCAGAUGUGGAUAUCCAGGGCCCAGACUGGCACCUGAAGAUCCCCAAGAUGAAAAUGCCCAAGUUCACUGUUCCAGGGUUCAAAGCUGAGGGCCCUGAAGUCAAUGUAAACCUGCCUAAGCCUGAUGUGGACAUUUCUGGGCCCAAGGUAGAUGUUAGUGCUCCAGAUGUGAAUAUUGAGGGACCAGAGGGGAAAUUGAAAGGACCCAAGUUUAAGAUGCCUGAGAUGAAUAUCAAAGCACCAAAGAUUUCCAUACCAGAUGUGGACUUACACUUGAAAGGCCCUAGUGUAAAAGGAGAAUAUGAUGUCACAGUGCCAAAGGUUGAAGGUGAGAUUAAAGUUCCUGAUGUUGAACUUAAGAGUGCCAAAGUGGACAUUGAUGCUCCAGAUGUGGAUGUUCAUGGCCCAGACUGGCACCUGAAGAUGCCCAAGAUGAAAAUGCCCAAGUUCAGUAUGCCUGGCUUCAAAGGAGAGGGCCCGGAAGUGGAUGUGAACCUGCCCAAGACUGACAUUGACAUUGCUGGACCCAAGGUGGAUGUUGAAGGUCCAGAUGUGAAUAUUGAAGGACCUGAAGGAAAGCUAAAGGGUCCCAAGUUUAAGAUGCCAGAGAUGAACAUCAAGGCCCCCAAGAUCUCCAUGCCUGAUGUAGAUUUGCACAUGAAAGGUCCCAAGGUGAAGGGAGAAUAUGAUGUUACAGUGCCAAAGCUGGAAGGGGACCUGAAGGGGCCCAAAGUAGACCUCAGUGCACCAGAUGUUGAAGUUCACGGUCCCGACUGGAAUCUGAAGAUGCCAAAGAUGAAGAUGCCCAAAUUCACCAUGCCCAGCCUUAAAGGAGAGGGCCCAGAAUUGGAUGUGAAUCUGCCCAAGGCGGAUCUCGACAUUUCUGCACCAAAGGUAGAUAUUAGUGCUCCAGAUCUGAGCCUUGAAGGGCCAGAAGGAAAGUUGAAAGGCCCCAAGUUUAAGAUGCCUGAGAUGCACUUCAGAGCUCCUAAGAUGACCCUGCCAGAUGUUGACAUGGAUCUUAAAGGACCCAAAAUGAAAGGCAGUCUUGAUGUGUCUGCACCAAAAAUAGAAGGUGAGAUGAAAGCUCCAGAGGUGGACAUCAAAGGCCCCAAAUUAGAUGUUAAAGCACCAGAUGUGGAAGUUCAGGGUGCGGACUGGAGUCUGAAGAUGCCCAAGAUGAAAAUGCCUAAAUUCAGCAUGCCCAGCUUCAAAGGCCAGGGCCCAGAUGUGGAUGUGAACCUGCCUAAGGCUGACAUUGAUGUCUCUGGGCCAAAGGUGGACAUUGAAGCCCCAAAUGUGAGCCUUGAGGGGCCUGAAGGAGAACUCAAGGGUCCUAAGUUUAAGAUGCCUGAGAUGCACAUCAAGGCCCCCAAGAUCUCAAUGCCUGAUGUGGACUUAAACUUGAAAGGCCCCAAAGUCAAAGGGGAUGUGGAUGUGUCUGUGCCAAAGAUAGAAGGUGAAAUGAAAGUGCCAGAUGUGGACAUCAAAGGCCCCAAAGUGGAUGUUGCUGUCCCAGAUGUGGACGUUCAAGGCCCAGACUGGCACCUGAAGAUGCCCAAGAUGAAAAUGCCCAAGUUCAGCAUGCCUGGCUUCAAAGGAGAGGGCCCUGAGGUGGAUGUGAAUCUGCCUAAAGCCGAUAUUGACAUUUCAGGACCCAAGGUGGAUAUUGAAGCCCCAGAUGUGAGUCUUGAGGGGCCAGAAGGAAAGCUCAAGGGUCCUAAGUUCAAGAUGCCCGAGAUGCACUUCAAGGCCCCCAAGAUCUCUAUGCCUGAUGUGGACUUAAACUUGAAAGGCCCUAAAGUCAAAGGGGAUGUGGAUGUGUCUGUGCCCAAGAUAGAAGGUGAAAUGAAAGUGCCAGAUGUGGACAUCAAAGGCCCCAAAGUGGAUGUUGAUGUCCCAGAUGUGGACGUUCAAGGCCCUGACUGGCACCUGAAGAUGCCCAAGAUGAAAAUACCCAAGUUCAGCAUGCCAGGCUUCAAAGGCCAGGGCCCAGAUGUGGACGUGAACCUGCCUAAGGCUGACAUCGAUGUCUCUGGACCCCAGGUGGACAUUGAAGCCCCAGAUGUGAGUCUUGAGGGGCCAGAAGGAAAGCUCAAGGGUCCUAAGUUCAAGAUGCCCGAGAUGCACUUCAAGGCCCCCAAGAUCUCUAUGCCUGAUGUGGACUUAAAUUUGAAAGGCCCUAAAGUCAAAGGGGAUGUGGAUGUGUCUGUCCCCAAGAUAGAAGGUGAAAUGAAAGUGCCAGAUGUGGACAUCAAAGGCCCCAAAGUGGACGUUGAUGUCCCAGAUGUGGACGUUCAAGGCCCUGACUGGCACCUGAAGAUGCCCAAGAUGAAAAUGCCCAAGUUCAGCAUGCCUGGCUUCAAAGGAGAGGGCCCUGAUGUGGAUGUGAAUCUGCCUAAAGCUGAUAUUGACAUUUCAGGACCCAAGGUGGAUAUUGAAGCCCCAGAUGUGAGUCUUGAGGGGCCAGAAGGAAAGCUCAAGGGUCCUAAGUUCAAGAUGCCCGAGAUGCACUUCAAGGCCCCCAAGAUCUCAAUGCCUGAUGUGGACUUAAACUUGAAAGGCCCUAAAGUCAAAGGGGAUGUGGAUGUGUCUGCCCCCAAGAUAGAAGGUGAAAUGAAAGUGCCAGAUGUGGACAUCAAAGGCCCCAGAGUGGAUGUUGAUGUCCCUGAUGUGGACGUUCAAGGCCCUGACUGGCACCUGAAGAUGCCUAAGAUGAAAAUGCCUAAAUUUAGUGUGCCUGGCUUCAAAGGAGAGGGCCCUGAGGUGGAUGUGAACUUGCCCAAGGCUGAUAUUGACAUCUCUGGACCCAAGGUGGACAUUGAAGCCCCAGAUGUGAGUCUCGAGGGGCCAGAAGGAAAGCUCAAGGGUCCUAAGUUUAAGAUGCCUGAGAUGCAUUUCAAAACUCCAAAGAUCUCCAUGCCUGACAUUGAUUUAAACCUCAAGGGCCCCAAGGUGAAAGGGGAUGUGGAUGUUUCUCUGCCCAAAGUUGAAGGGGAUCUGAAAGGGCCAGAUGUGGACAUCAAAGGCCCCAAAGUGGAUGUUGAUGUCCCAGAUGUGGAUGUUCAAGGCCCUGACUGGCACCUGAAGAUGCCCAAGAUAAAAAUGCCCAAGUUCAGCAUGCCUGGCUUCAAAGGAGAGGGCCCAGAAGUGGAUGUGAAUCUGCCCAAGGGUGACAUAGAUAUCUCAGGACCGAAGGUGGAUGUUGAAGUUCCAGAUGUGAACAUUGAAGGUCCCAAUGCAAAAGUAAAAGGUCCUAAAUUUAAAUUGCCAGAAAUGAAUAUAAAGCCUCAGAAGAUAUCCAUGCCAGAUGUUAGUUUGCAUUUGAAAGGCCCUAAAGUGAAAGGAGAUUAUGAUGUUACAGUUCCAAAAGUAGAAGGAGAGAUUAAAGCCCCUGAUGUUGACAUCAAAGGUCCAAAAGUGGACAUUAAUGCACCAGAUACAGGAGUUCAUGGUCCAGACUGGCACCUGAAGAUGCCCAAGGUGAAAAUGCCCAAGUUCAGCAUGCCUGGCUUCAAAGGAGAGGGCCCAGAAGUGGAUGUGAACUUGCCCAAGGCUGACAUUGACAUCUCAGGACCCAAGGUGGACAUUGAUGCCCCAGAUGUAAAUAUUGAAGGUCCGGAGGGGAAACUAAAGGGUCCCAAAUUCAAGAUGCCAAGCAUGCACAUACAGACGCACAAAAUCUCCAUGCCUGAUGUUGGACUUAAUCUGAAAUCCCCUAAACUUAAGUCUGAUGUAGAUGUUUCUCUUCCUAAAGUGGAAGGAGACUUGAAAGGUCCUGGAAUUGAUGUGAAAGCCCCGAAAAUGGACGUGGAUGUUGGUGAUAUAGAUAUUGAAUGUCCAGAAGGAAAGCUUAAGGGGCCCAAGUUUAAGAUGCCUGAGAUGCACUUCAAGGCUCCCAAGAUCUCCAUGCCUGAUGUGGACUUAAACUUGAAAGGCCCCAAAGUUAAAGGGGAUGUGGAUGUGUCUGUGCCCAAGAUAGAAGGUGAAAUGAAAGUGCCAGAUGUGGACAUCAAAGGCCCCAAAGUGGACAUUGAUGUCCCAGAUGUGGAUGUGCAAGGCCCUGACUGGCACCUGAAGAUGCCCAAGGUGAAAAUGCCCAAGUUCAGCAUGCCUGGCUUCAAAGGAGAGGGCCCCGAGGUGGAUGUGAACCUGCCUAAAGCUGAUAUUGACAUCUCUGGACCCAAGGUGGACAUUGAAGCCCCAGAUGUGAGUCUCGAGGGGCCAGAAGGAAAAUUGAAAGGCUCUAAAUUUAAGAUGCCUAAGUUGAAUAUCAAAGCUCCCAAGAUCUCCAUGCCAGAUGUGGACUUAAACUUGAAGGGACCCAAACUGAAAGGAGAGAUGGAUGUUUCUGUGCCAGAUCUAGAAGGUGAUCUUAAAGGUCCACAAGUUGACAUCAAAGGUCCCAGUGUGGAUGUGGAAGUGCCUGAUGUUGAACUGGAGUGUCCUGAAGCAAAGUUGAAAGGCCCUAAGUUUAAGAUGCCUGAGAUGCACUUCAAGACCCCCAAGAUCUCCAUGCCUGAUGUGGACUUAAACUUGAAAGGCCCCAAAGUCAAAGGGGAUGUGGAUGUAUCUGUGCCAAAAUUGGAGGGAGAUUUGAAAGGCCCCAGUGUGGAUGUGGAGGUGCCUGAUGUUGAUCUGGAGUGUCCUGAUGCAAAGUUGAAAGGCCCUAAGUUUAAAAUGCCUGAGAUGCAUUUCAAAGCCCCCAAGAUCUCCAUGCCUGAUGUGGACUUAAACUUGAAAGGCCCCAAAGUCAAAGGGGAUGUGGAUGUGUCUGUGCCCAAGAUAGAAGGUGAAAUGAAAGUGCCAGAUGUGGACAUCAAAGGCCCCAAAGUGGACAUUGAUGUCCCAGAUGUGGACGUUCAUGGCCCAGACUGGCACCUGAAGAUGCCCAAGGUGAAAAUGCCCAAGUUCAGCAUGCCUGGCUUCAAAGGAGAGGGCCCAGAAGUGGAUGUGAACCUGCCCAAGGCCGACAUAGAUGUCUCAGGACCCAAGGUGGACAUUGAUGUUCCAGAUGUGAACAUUGAAGGUCCAGAUGCAAAACUGAAGGGCCCCAAGUUCAAAAUGCCAGAGAUAAACAUCAAAACUCCCAAGAUCUCCAUGCCUGAUGUUGACCUGGAUUUGAAAGGAUCCUUAGGCAAGGGUGAUUUUGAUGUGUCUGUUCCUAAGAUUGAAGGGACUUUCAAAGGCCCAGAAGUAGACCUUAAAGGUCCAUGUCUGGAUGUUGAAGGCCCUGAUGCCAAACUCAGUGGCCCACGUUUGAAGAUGCCAUCACUAGAUGUAUCUGCUCCUAAAGUAACUGCUCCUGACAUUGAUUUGCAUCUCAAGACACCCAAAAUUGGAAUUUCUGGUCCCAAAUUAGAAGGUGGUGAACUGGACCUCAAGGGACCCAAAGUUGAUUUAGAAGCUCCAAGCUUAGAUGUACACGUGGAGAGCCCAGAUGUUAACAUUGAAGGGCCAGAUGUAAAAAUUCCCAAAUUUAAGAAACCCAAGUUUGGGUUUGGGGCAAAAAGCCCUAAAGCUGACUUCAAGUCACCUACACUUGAUGUGACUGUUCCUGAGGCAGAGCUGAACGUUGAAGCUCCUGAAAUUAGUGUUGGUGGCAAGGGCAAGAAAAGUAAGUUUAAAAUGCCGAAAAUUCACAUGAGUGGGCCUAAAAUGAAGGCCAAGAAGCAAGGAUUUGAUUUGAAUGCUCCUGGGGGUGAAAUUGAUGCCAGUCUCAAGUCUCCUGACAUAGACGUCAAUGUUGCGGGGCCGGAUGCCUCACUGAAAGUUGAUGUGAAAUCUCCCAAGACCAAGAAACCUAUGUUUGGGAAAAUGUACUUCCCAGAUGUAGAAUUUGACAUUAAAUCAUCUAAAUUUAAAGCUGAGGCAUCUCUCCCUAGCCCCAAAAUGGGGGGUGAAAUCCAGGCGCCUGAUCUGGAUAUUUCUUCACCAGGGAUUAAUGUGGAAGGUCCUGACAUCAAGCUGAAGGCUCCCAAGAUCAAGGCGCCAGGUGUUGAUGUCUCAGGGCCAAAGAUAGAGGGCGACUUGAAAGGCCCCAGGGUGCAGGCAAACCUGGACGCACCUGACAUCAACAUUGAAGGCCCAGAUGCUAAAGUCAAAGCACCAUCAUUUGGCAUUUCUGCCCCUCAAGUAUCCAUCCCUGAUGUGAAUGUUAGCUUGAAAGGACCAAAGAUAAAGGGUGAUGUCCCCAGUAUGGGACUAGAAGGACCAGAUGUAGAUCUGCAAGGUCCGGAAUCAAAAAUUAAGUUCCCUAAGUUUGCGAUGCCCAAGAUCGGCAUCCCUGGUGUGAAAGCAGAUGGUGGGGGAGCUGAGGUCCAGCUGCCCUCUCUUGAAGGUGGCUUGAGCACAGCAGAUGUCAAGCUUGAAGGGCCUGACGUGUCUCUCAAGGGGCCAAAAGUAGACUUGCCAUCAGUGAGCCUCUCUACGCCAAAAAUCUCUGGACCUGACCUUGACCUGAACUUGAAAGGACCAAGUUUGAAGGGAGACCUGGAUGUAUCUGUUCCCAGCAUGAAGGUGCAUGCCCCCGGGCUUGACCUCAGAGGUGUCGGCGGAAAGGUGAAGGUAGAAGGUGAUGGUGUGAAGGUGCCUGGAAUCGAUGCUACAGCAGCACUUGACAUUGGUGUGCCGGAUGUGACCCUGAAAGGACCAAGCCUGCAGGGUGACCUGGCCGUCUCUGGUGACAUCAAGUGUCCCUCGGUAUCAGUAGGUGCUCCUGAUCUAAGCUUGGAGGCACCUGAGGGUGGUAUUAAACUUCCCAAGAUGAAGCUGCCCCAGUUUGGCAUCUCCACUCCAGGGUCUGACAUGGACAUCAAUGUCAAGGGGCCACAGGUGACUGGAGAACUCAAGGGGCCUGGCAUGGACAUGAACCUCGGAGGCCUAAACCUGAAAGGGCCUCAGCUCUCUGGCCCUCAAAUCUCAGCGCCAGAUGUGGACUUGAACUUGGAAGGACCAAAAAUAAAAGGCAGCCUUGGGGCCAGUGGUGAGAUGAAAGGCCCCAUGGUUGGUGUUCCGGGCAUCAGUGUUCAAGGCUUGGAAGGAAACCUCCAAACGCCUGGAGUGAAGUCAUCUGGAUGUGAUGUGGUGCUGCCAGGUAUGAACGUGAAACUCCCAACCGGGCAGAUUUCUGGUCCUGAAAUCAAAGGUGACCUGAAAGGUUCAGGGAUAGGUUUCCGUGGAGCUGCUCCCGACAUUGGCGUGAAAGGGCCUUCAUUGAACGUGGCAUCUCCUGAGUCAGAUUUUGGUGUCAGCUUGAAGGGCCCGAAAAUCAAAGGAGGCGUGGAUGUUUCAGGAGGUGUCAGUGCCCCAGAUAUCAGCCUGGGUGAAGGGCACAUGAGUGUCAAAGGUUCCAGCGGGGAGUGGAAAGGACCCCAGGUCUCCUCUGCUCUCAACCUGGAUGCACCUAAGUUUGCUGGAGGACUUCAUUUCUCAGGACCAAAGGUAGAAGGAGGUGUCAAAGGAGGCCAGGUUGGACUUCAGGGUCCUGGACUGAGCGUGUCUGGGCCUCAAGGUCACUUGGAAAGCGGAUCUGGAAAAGUAACAUUCCCCAAGAUGAAGAUCCCCAAGUUCACCUUCUCUGGCCGGGAGCUAGUGGGCAGAGAAGUGGGAGUGGAUAUUAACUUCCCUAAAGCAGAGGCCAGUGUCCAGUCUGGAGCCGGAGAGGGCGAGUGGGAAGAAUCUGAUGUAAAACUUAAAAAGUCCAAAAUCAAGAUGCCCAAGUUCACCUUCUCCAAACCUAAAGGGAAAGCUGGCAUCACCGGCUCACCAGAAGCGUCUGUUUCGGGGUCCAAAGGUGACCUGAAGAGCUCCAAGGCCAGCUUGGGUUCCCUGGAAGGCGAGGCCGAGGUCGACACGUCUUCACCCAAAGGCAAAUUCUCCUUAUUCAAAAGCAAGAAGCCAAGCCACCGCUCAAAUUCCUUCAGUGAUGAAAGGGAGCACUCUGCCCCUACCACCCCCACGGGGACUUUGGAGUUUGAUGGCGGGGAGGUGGUGCUGGAAGGCGGGAAAGUCAAAGGGAAACAUGGCAAGCUGAAAUUUGGUACCUUUGGUGGAUUGGGGUCAAAGAGCAAAGGUCAUUAUGAGGUGACCGGGAGCGAUGAUGAGGCAGGCAAGUUACAGGGGAGUGGAGUGUCCUCGUCCUCUAAGAAGUCCCGACUGUCGUCGUCUUCUAGCAACGACAGUGGGACUAAGGUUGGCAUCCAGCUUCCCGAGGUGGAGCUGACAGUUUCCACAAAGAAAGAGUAGCCGCCUCUGUGUGUGUACAUAUCUGUAUAGAACUCCAUCAGCCUUGGGUGUGUUUGUAUAUAAACUCCAAAGAGAAACACGCCAACAGCCUCAGCAACGAUGCAAAGAUCUGGCCUCUGCCAGGGGCAAGUGCUGAAAAGCCAGCCGCCUUUUGGCUCCUCCCGGAGCUUUACAGAUAGAUUCCAAGUUCUUCGUCCAGCCCACGUGCAAAAUCAGCAGUAUUUGCCUUCAGAUUUCAGUUUUUUUGUUUUGUUUUGUUUUCUUUUUUUGCAUUGAAUGCUGAGAGCUCCUGUUUACUAAGCCAGCUUUUGUGUUUAUUAUCUUCAUUUUUACUGAACAUUGUUAGUGUUGGGGUCAUGGAAACCCACUUUUUUCAUUGUAAUGACUUUUGGGGGCUUUUGUUAGUAAGGGUGGGGUGGGGCAGAAGGCAGUAGAGGGGGGCCAGUCCUUUAUUUCUCCUACAAUUGGGCCUACUCGAACAGCAAACACCCAAAGAUGGCUGAGAGGAGCCGGCCGGCGGUCCGUGUGGGUGUUUCUAGAACUGGGUAUCAUUGCUUUUUGUUUCCCCAGGGGUGGCGGUCAGUCCCAGCCUGUUAGGUGCUCAUGGGGGAGAGGGAAUUAGAAUCUCUUUGUAAAUCAGGCCACCUACUCGCUCCACACGAGGGCCUUCCAUUCUCUGUGUUGUAAGAGAAAUGUUUUCUUCGUGAUUGCCAUGUUCCUGAUAUUAGUUCUGAUUUCCUUUAACAAAUGUUAUUGUGAUUAAGAAAAUUUCCAGCACUUUAAUGGCAAAUUAAUUGAGAAUGUAAGAAAAUUGAUGCUGUCAAGGGCAAAUAAAGCUGUUUAUUAACCCGGA